UGUCGGUUUGUUCGGGACCUUCCAGAGGAUUAUACAGACUCCGAUGAGUAUGGAAAAACCAAUGAAACUGAUAUAUACUUUAAUGAUAUCAUGUCGGAAUAUGAAAAACACAAUUGCUUGCCCCAAGGGCUCUCGAAGGCUGGACAGAAGAACUUUUACAAGUUGAUCGUCCGCUGGUCGAAUGAAGUUAAACAAAUGUUUCUUAAUCCGAAGCUUUUCAUUGUUGUCGAGGAGGCCAAUAAGGGCCGGUCUUUUAAGGUGAAUUUUGGAUCGAUGCAAGGGUGGUGCAAUUCCACCGAUGAUGCAUCUAGUCAUACACCAUAUACCAGUUCAACUACUACUUCGAUGCCUGAAAUAAAUGAUUUCCCAUACGUUUGUUAUGAUGAAAGUGUAGUUGGCCGAUGGUUGGUCCCAGAAACUAAGGGCUUUAAGCAAUUAGACAAGCUCAUAAAACGAUAUCCUGAUUUUCUCGAAAAAGUUCAUAAAUACGCGAUGAGGUACUGCUGUCCGUACGGAGCAAUUCGGGAUAGACUAGAAAUUGUUAACGAUGGCAUUGACUUUCUCCACGACCUCCAAGGUAUUAAAGCCUUUAAUAAAGUCGAGUUUACGGGUUCAGUUAUUCACGACUUUUCCAAUCUUAAAGAUAGACUAGAGUAUCUUAUUUUAACAACUAUCAAAAAUGGUGGUAAUUUCACGACUGGAAAGUGUUGCUAUGGUUUUAAAGAUCAACUUAAAAAACUUGGAUAUGAUUUCGAAAACAAUCUUAAGAAUUUAAUCUUGCCCAAAACAUAUUUCGAUAAUUUUACCCAUUUAUCGAAGCAAAUAAAGGAUAUUAAUGAUAUUGAAAUAACAAACUUGGCCAAGACAAUUCAAAAUCGCAAGAAAGAAUUCAAUGCCGAAAAUGAAAAGUUCCUAAAACAAUUUGAAGGUUACACAAAAAAUAUGGAAGAGAAAAUUGAAGAAUUUAAAAAGAAAAAUAGUGUUAUGGAACAUCGUUUAAUUCAAUUAGAAAAUAAACUAAUAAAAACGCCAACAAAGUUUGCAGAAAGACUUAACCAUAUGGAGGUCGCAUUGAAAGCAAUAUCUAAAUUGUAUGGACUACCUGAAGAAUCCUACUUGGGUCGCAUCGAAUUGAUCCACAAAAAUCUUAAGGAUCUCAACGAGUUCAUAGAUAGAAUGGAGCGCAAUGCUGACGAAUGCAUUUAUGAGUGUGACUUAGGAGAUUUGCCUUCCAUAGCCCAGUUAUUGGCCAGACUUAAAGUUUUGAAAGAAAAACUGGCAAAAAAACAGUCGAAAAAGGGCCCAAGAAAAAUUUAUCGAACAUAA
This is a messenger RNA of Drosophila bipectinata, 1326 nucleotides long. The record is from RefSeq and is a predicted model, not a curated record. NCBI's taxonomy places the organism in Eukaryota, Metazoa, Arthropoda, Insecta, Diptera, Drosophilidae.